AUGAAUGCGGUAAAGAAGGCGCUACGAAACAUAGAGCAGAACUACAAGCUCUUCCUGCAGCAGCAGUUUACGUUUGUCGGAGCACUGCAGCACACCCGAGAGAACGCACACGACACCAUCAGACCUGUGGCAAGCAUCAGCCAGGUACAGUCCUACAUGGACCAUCACUGUAACAAUUCCACGGACAGGCGUAUCCUCAACAUGUUCCUGAACAUCUGCAGUGAUCUAAGCGAGCUCUGCCACAAGCUGGAAACGGCGCAUUCUGGUAACGACGUAACCAGCAGCAUUUUGGAGAAGUGCAAGCUGCUCCUCAGCCACAGCAAUGACCUGAGCGCCAUCCGGGCCACAUAUCCCCAUGACGUUGUGAACCACCUGAGCUGUGAUGAAGCAAGGAAUCAUUAUGGAGGUGUGGUGAGCCUCAUCCCCGUCGUUCUAGACUGCAUGAAGGAGUGGGUAAACCACGCUGAGAAGCUGCCACAGCACGCGCUGCGUAACGUUCUCACGCCUACACACAGCUCAGAACCGCUGACCGUGCUGUCAGAGCUAGAGACGUAA
Eurypyga helias (sunbittern) is the source of this 555-nucleotide messenger RNA. It is a transcript of the gene SPACA9, whose product is annotated as chromosome unknown open reading frame, human C9orf9. The transcript has 4 exons. Bases 1 to 555 code for a protein of 184 amino acids. Gene Ontology annotation, cellular component: ciliary base; acrosomal vesicle; sperm flagellum. NCBI's taxonomy places the organism in Eukaryota, Metazoa, Chordata, Aves, Eurypygiformes, Eurypygidae. The record is from RefSeq and is a predicted model, not a curated record.